This is a messenger RNA of Fimicolochytrium jonesii, 1526 nucleotides long. Its product is annotated as glycoside hydrolase. Gene Ontology annotation, biological process: carbohydrate metabolic process; chitin catabolic process. NCBI's taxonomy places the organism in Eukaryota, Fungi, Chytridiomycota, Chytridiomycetes, Spizellomycetales, Powellomycetaceae. Gene Ontology annotation, molecular function: chitin binding; chitinase activity. The transcript has a single exon. The coding region runs from base 198 to 1376 and encodes 392 amino acids. Gene Ontology annotation, cellular component: extracellular region. The record is from RefSeq and is a predicted model, not a curated record.
AAAAGCGAACGAGGAAAGCAUCCAUUGGUCUUCCCGCCUGGAAUGUCUUGGCGCUCCCCAGCACUCUGCCCAGCACCUCCCAGCACUGAACACUUCCAAGCAUCCCAUCCGUUUUUCCAAUACGCUUCCAGGCUUUCCCCCCCAACCCCUCUCCCCCGUCAAUAAGACACGUCAACCGCAUUGUGCCGGCUGUCACGAUGCUCAUUCCAGCCGAACGCUACGUGCCCGCCUCCGGCAAACGCGCCAUCUACUACCACACAACCUGGGCCAACUACGGCCGUCGAUUCUUCGUCAAAGACCUCCCCAUCGACUACAUAACCGACAUCUCCUACGCCUUCUUCAACGUCGAGUCCGACGGCCGGGUGUGUUCGGGGGACCUGUGGGCGGAUGUGCAGAACCCGUUCACGGGCAACGGCGUCGAGCCGCAGAACGCGUGGGACAGUCCCAAAGAGUGUUUGGGGAACCUCGGGCAGUUCAACAAGCUGAGGAAACAGGGGAAGAGGUUCAAUUUUAGUUUAGCGAUUGGGGGGUGGACGUGGAGUAAGAACUUCUCUGAUGCGGUGCUGACGCCCGCACGGAGGCAGACGAUGGUCAGGUCGAUCGUAACCUUGUUUGAGGAGUGGCCUGGCUUGUUUAACGGCGUAAGCUUGGAUUGGGAAUACUUAUCGGAUGACGGCCGGAAUUACGGAAACGAGGGCAAUGUUGCCCGGAAAGAGGACGCAGACAACUUCAUCGAGUUGCUCAAACUGCUGCGGAGUGCGCUGGGCCCGGGGUUCAGUAUCGGCUUCUGUGCGCCAGCCGCGCCAGAGAAAUUGAAGAUCCCGCUAGAGCGCAUUCAUCCGUUCCUCGAAGAAAUCCAUGUCAUGACGUACGAUUUCCAUGACGGCGCAUGGGGCGAAUCUGUUUCCGGCCAUCAGACGAAUCUGAGGAGAUCAUUGCAUGGUGCAAACUCUGUAGAGGAGGCGGUCGACUUGUACCUCAGCCGUGGGGUGCCGCCGUACAAGAUCUUCAUCGGGGCUGCGUUAUACAGCAGGGGAUUCGCAAACACGGACGGGUUGGGAAAGCCUUGCAGCGGCGGAAGCCCCGACAAAUCAUGGGAGAACGGCGUCGUCGACUACAAAGCCCUGCCCGUACCAGGGGCCAGUGAGAUGUUCGACCCCGUUGCGUGUGCAGCAUACUCAUACGAUCCGGCGAGGCGGGUGCUGAACUCGUAUGAUAACCCGCAAACAGUCAUAGAGAAAUGCCGCUUCGUGUUCGAGCGGAAUCUGGGAGGGUUGCUCAUUUGGGAGUCGUCCGGCGAUGCCCCGUUUAGUAGUGAGAGGAGCAUAAUGAGAGCUAUCGCGCAGAACCUUACGCAUGGGAAUCCUAGUUCCUGAGAAGCGAUGGUAGAUUUCGGCAGAUGUAGUGCAGAGUAGUGAUGCUAGCUUUAGAUAUGGAUCAAUACGCCGCAUCUCAUUAAGGAAUGGACAAAAGAAAGUCUUCCUAAUCUAUACUAUGUUUCAUACGACUGGCCAGCAGCCUUCAAA